This is a messenger RNA of Sphenostylis stenocarpa, 1806 nucleotides long. The record is from the annotation of a GenBank genome assembly. Lineage: Eukaryota; Viridiplantae; Streptophyta; Magnoliopsida; Fabales; Fabaceae.
AUGGAGAACCAAGUGAUGCUCCUUCCCCUCCUCGCGACCCUCUUCACCAUUCUCAUAGCUGAUGUUGCAUCUGCUUCAUGCCCCAUGGAUCUCACCUAUGUUCAGACCAUUCCCUGGAACACUUCAAUCUGCAAAGACCCUAUUGAUGAAGGUCCCUGCUGCCAAACACUCUCCAGCAUCUUCGGCAUAGGCCUUGCUGAACGUCUCAAAGAAACAUCCAUAUUUUACCUUCCUGAUGUUAACACUUCCUCCACUUGCUUAUCUGAUUUCAAACACCAACUCGCAGCCAUCUCAAUAAAACCAAACAUAGUCCCUCUUUGCUUCCCUGACCCAACCCAGUUUGUUACUAACUCUUCAGCUUGUGCAGGGAUUAGAACCCUACAAGAUUGGAACCAAAAGGUGGGCAUGGAUAGUCCAGUGAAUACAUCAUGCAAAGGGGACCUAAAAGACCAAAAUCUCUGCAGUAUCUGCUCUGACGCUGCUUUGGAAUUGAUUACCAAUCUGACCCGUAUUGACCCCAAUGCUAAUGCCAGCAAAUGCUUUUACUACGUAGUUUUGUUUGCUGCAGCUGUUGCUAAUCCGUUUGGCACAACAGAUCUAAGCGCUACUGGAUGCAUACUUGGCUUGCCACAACCAUCUAAUGCAGUAAUAAGAGGGUCAUCAAAUAAGAGAGGAAAAGUGAUCAAGCUAGUUUUUUCGUUAUUGGCUGCUGUUAUUGGUGUUGUGCUUGCUUUUGUACUGAUGGUCGUGUACAGGAAGUGGAAUAAGAGAAGGAAGGAGAAUGUUCAUCACAGGGAAAUUGAAAACGAGGUCAGGGCCAGUGUUUUACCAAUAACUGGUGCCAAAUGGUUUCACAUAUCAGAGCUUGAACAUGCCACGAGUAAAUUUUCUCAGAGCAAUAUGAUUGGCCAAGGUGGUGAUGGGGUUGUAUACAAGGGAACUCUUUUAGAUGGAACUGAAGUUGCAAUUAAGGAAAUUUUUUAUUUGGAAACUGAAGGGGAUGAAGAGUUCUGUUAUGAACUGAAGAUCAUAAGCAAAAUAAAGCACAAGAAUCUUCUUGCUCUUCAAGGUUGUUGCGUUACGAGUGAUAAUUUGAUAGGUAAGAGGAGGUUUUGGGUUUAUGAUUACAUGCCUAAUGGCAACCUCGAUUACCAUUUGUCUCUUACUGGGGCUGAAAGGUUAACAUGGCUACAAAGAAAGAACAUAAUCAUUGAUGUGGCUAAAGGGCUUGCUUAUUUGCAUUAUGAAAUCAAACCCCCCAUAUAUCACCGUGACAUAAAGGCAACCAACAUACUUUUGGAUUCCAGAAUGAAUGCGAAAUUGGCAGAUUUUAGCUUGGCCAAACAAGGUAGUGAGAGACAGUCUCAUCUCACCACAAGGGUUGCGGGCACAUAUGGUUAUUUGGCACCAGAGUAUGCUCUGUAUGGACAACUAACAGAGAAGAGUGAUGUGUACAGUUAUGGUAUUGUGAUUCUGGAAAUCAUGAGUGGAAGAAAAGUGAUUGAUACUUUGAAUUCAUCUGCAGAUUCACUGACAGAUUGGAUAUGGACACUUGUGGAAUCAGGAAAUAUGAUGGAAAUAUUUGAUGAGUCAAUAAGAAAAGGGCCCCAAAAAAUUAUGAAAAGGUUUGCUAUUGUUGGCAUGCUAUGUGCUCAUGCUGUGGUAGCUUUAAGGCCUACUAUUGCUGAGGCCCUCAAGAUGUUAGAGGGUGACAUUGGCAUUCCCCCAUUACCUAACAGACCAAUGCCACUGGGUCAUGAGUCAUUCCAAUCUUCUCUGUUGCAUGGUUUACACAGGAGUGGUUGA